GCUCAAACGUGCUCAAGUGCCUUCCGCUACAGUCAAACACUCGCACCCAACCUCGCUCAAAUAUGUUGGCACUUGCUGGAAUCAUCGCCGCGGCGUCCGCUACGCUGCCAAGGGCAUACGCACACGGAGGCGUGCUCGCGUACUCGAAUGCAGGCAACUGGUACAACGGCUGGGCGCCGUACAACUCCCCCACGGGACAGACGACGAUUGAGCGUCCGUGGUCUUCCUACAACCCAAUCACCAGCGUGUCCGACCCGACGCUCGCGUGCAACGACGAUGGCACAUCGGGCGCGUUGCAGCUCACGGCCACCGUUGCUGCUGGAUCCGCUAUCACCGCUUACUGGAACCAGGUCUGGCCACACGCGUACGGGCCGAUGUUGACUUACCUCGCGCAAUGCCCUGGAACGACGUGCACAGGUGUGGAUGCUACCACUCUGAAAUGGUUCAAGAUCGACGAAGCUGGUUUGCUUUCGGGGACAGUCUAUGACGGGUACUGGGGUGACGGGCAAAUGAUCGCCCAAAACUCGUCGUGGACAACGACAAUCCCAAAAACUGUGCCGAGUGGAAACUAUCUCAUCCGCUUCGAAACGAUUGCGCUGCACUCCCUUCCCGCACAAUUCUAUCCCGAAUGCGCCCAGAUCCUGAUCACCGGCGGAGGAACUCUGCAGCCCACCGCUGCUGAGCUGGUGACGUUCCCAGGGGGCUACGGCGCCAAUGAUCCCGGCCUCGUCAUCGACAUAUACAGCAACACUGCCCAGUCGCAAACAACGUACCCUAUCCCGGGCCCACCUCUGUACGGCAGCUCUGGCAGUAGCUCUGGCAGCGCUCCUCCUGCGCCCUCUUCCACGGCAGCUCCGACGUCGACGGCUGCCUCGCCGACCUCAUCAGCUGCGCCGACGUCUUCUGCCGCUGCGGGCACCAUUGCGCACUACGGGCAGUGUGGCGGGAUCGGAUGGGCCGGCGCGACUUCUUGCGUGUCGCCGUAUGUCUGCACGGUUUCAAAUGAAUAUUACUCCCAGUGCUUGUAGAAGCGAAAGAGGCAUUGACGGCUUUCAUGACUACUAGUUGCGUUGUAUAAAGGAUUAGGCGGAAUUUGAAGCUGUUUGCAGUCAACAAAAUUAACAUUGUGGCCCUUGUCGUCCAUCUU
Molecule: messenger RNA, 1147 nt
Organism: Heterobasidion irregulare TC 32-1
Lineage: Eukaryota; Fungi; Basidiomycota; Agaricomycetes; Russulales; Bondarzewiaceae
Gene: GH61D
Product: glycosyl hydrolase, family 61, 4
Exons: 9
Coding region: 63-1028 (321 amino acids)
Biological process (GO): carbohydrate metabolic process
Cellular component (GO): extracellular region
Molecular function (GO): cellulose binding
Source: RefSeq, a predicted model, not a curated record